This is a messenger RNA of Nilaparvata lugens (brown planthopper), 1290 nucleotides long. Its product is annotated as cuticular protein 47Eg-like. Gene Ontology annotation, cellular component: chitin-based extracellular matrix. NCBI's taxonomy places the organism in Eukaryota, Metazoa, Arthropoda, Insecta, Hemiptera, Delphacidae. Bases 375 to 821 code for a protein of 148 amino acids. The record is from RefSeq and is a predicted model, not a curated record. The transcript is spliced from 5 exons. Gene Ontology annotation, molecular function: structural constituent of chitin-based larval cuticle.
CAGCGUAUUUCAAUAGUAGUUUGUCAAGUUCAGUGAGUUGAUGUUCAUCUUAAUCACGAUCUUCACUUGUCUACCUUGUUCAUCAUUAUUAUGUCCUCUCAUGACCUUUUGUACGCUAGUUGUAGUUGAUGAGUACUGCUGUAAACCACCGUUUGGCCAUGAUGUAGUCUACCUGAUGACGUCACUCAGCUCUCAGAUAGUGUUGAGAAGAUGCUCUGCACGGUAUUAUGAUAAUAACAAAAAUGAUAGUUGGAUUAUGCAAUGAUCACAGUAGACGUUUCAUUCUGUUUGUAACUAUUUCCAGCUUGCAAAUUAAAACUCCGUUCACUCAUUCUUCAGCUACGGACGUGUAAACAUUGACGUCUUCCCAUAGAAUGUGGUUCUGUAUUGUGGCUUCUGUAUUAUUAGCAGUGCUGCCCUCACGAUGUCAGUCUCAAUCUUCAGCUGAUGAAAGCAAUCGAAUAAUAUCUUACGUCAAUGAGGUCAAUUUGGAUGGUUACAAGUUUGCAUAUGAAUCGGGAGAUGGAACCCUGAGAGAGGAGUCUGGUGGAUUUGAGAAUGGAAUGUGGACAGUGCGAGGGAGAGUUUCCUGGACAUCACCAGAGGGCAGCCUCUUCUCAUACUCCUAUAUAGCUGACGCCAACGGAUAUCGACAGUCAGGUGCACCUGGAAUUUUCUUCCCACCUCCAGCUUUUGAUUCAGUUCCAGCAGCGGUCCCAGUUUUUAAAGGCGUUGAUAGCUACCGUGGCUUAGUAGGUGGCGCUCUUAUAUCACCCAAUUGGAAGCCACCAAAGCCCAAGCAACCUGAACGGUCUAAAUAGCAAUGCUUCCUAAUGUCAGACUCAGCGAAACUCGUGAUUGAACAAUACAAUAGAUAUUUGAUCAAUAGGUACCAAUGAAAUUGAAAUUAUGAUCGAGGCUUCUCAACUGUAGCACAGAAUCCAAUCAUUGAUGAUAUUAUUUAUUCCAUUCUUCGUUAAUUAUCUGUGGUAUAUUACUUCCUCGGAAGACCCAUGAGGUGGUGGGCACCGGAACAGGCUUUACAAGCCUAGUACAUGAUGGAUGAUGAUGAUAUUACUUACGGCGACCCAACAGAACAUCACACCAUGAUUAUUUAUUUUCUAUUGUUAUUCUAUACUUCUUCUACAACUUUCCACAUUAUAUUAUGCACUUUUCGGGAAAUAUUGUAUUUUUAUAUAGUGUGUUUUUACUUCUGCAUGAUGAACUCUCUGCAAAGCGUUCUUAUUAAUUGCAUCAAAAUUUCAAUCAAAUAAACUUUGUUCAAUGUCA